AUGCGUGUAACAAUCACCAACACACAAGUCUUAUGUAUCAUUUUUGCUUGUGUCAUCAUGAUUACCACCACUGCGCUUCCACUACUUGAAGAGGAUAGGGAGUAAGUUUAACGUUCUGCCUUGCCUUGCCUUGCCUUGCCUUGCCUUGCCUUGCCUUGCCUUGUCUUGCCUUUUGAGUUAGAAAUGCCCUUGUGGUACUAAAAGUGCAAUAAUAGUACUAUAAACUAAAAUAAUUUUGAUUUUUAGUUUGGAAAAGAAAUCAAACCUAAAUGAAUUUAUGUCCGCAAUGAAAGGCGCCGGCCGACUACGGUACGGCAAACGCUCGCUAAGAUACGCUGUAGAUGAGGAUACACCUACAUACUAUGUUCCGCAACGGUAAGUUUUAAUGUAUUUUGACAAAUAGUGUACCUUACAACUGACGUAUAGCCACGAAAAUUUAUGACGAAAUGUCAAUAUUGAUUUUUUUGACAUUUCGUUGAUUAACAAUAUUGAUUUUUACAUUCCGUUGUCUAAAAAAUUUGAUUUUUAUAUUUAGUUUACUAACGAUAUUACUUGCUUAUUUUUAUUUUAAAAAAAUUUGAUAAAGUGUUAAUAUUGAUUUUUAACAUCACUUUACUCGACUCAAUAUCGAGUUAAAGAUAAAUGACAGUACAGUUAAAUAUGACAUAGUUAACCCUUCCAGAUUAACAUUUCUAUCACUUAUUUUGCGUUAUGUUUAACCGAAAAUAGAUUAUCCUGUUAUUACCUCGAAUUCAAAAGGAAAAUGCAAAUUCUUUCGCAAAUCUUCUAAAGAAUGUGAGAAAAUUUCUUUCGGGAUUAUAUGGUGAACAUAAUAAUAAUUUUAAUAGCUUUAUGUCAUUAUGUAAAACAGCAAAACAAGCUAUGGAAUGCACGUGUUUUUAUGACAUUCUCACUAUUCAUUUUUUUUUUAAAUUUAAAAAUGUUUGGAAAAACGUCAACAGGGGGGAACAAGUUCAAUUUUUUCAUUUUUCAAAAUUUUUUUUUUUAUUUGUUAAAUUUAAAAAAUGACAAAAUGAUCGCUAUUAUUACUGUCAUUCUAUAGAAAUACAUUUUUUAACACUUGUCAUAUCAAUAUUUUUAACAAUUUAAAAAAUAAAUCAACAGGGAGACCAAGUUCAAUUUUUUCAUUUUUUCAAAAACAAAAUUUUUUUAAAUUUUAGUUUUAAAAAAACGACAAAUUAACUAAUAUUAGUAUUGUCAUUCUAUAAAAAAUCAUUUUUUAUACUACACUGAACUUACUAAUCAAAUAUACAGCAGUUUCAGGCCCGUGUACAAAAGGAUGGCUCAAAACUUGCCCGAACUAAUUGAUACGCUGAAUGGCGCUGAAAGGCUACGGUAAGGUUUUUUAUUGAAAUUUUAUUAAUUUGAGCUUAAGUAUGAUUAGAAAAAGCAUAUUUUUUUAAUUUUCAAUUUUUAAAAUUUUUAAAAAUUUUGAAAAAGUUUAACAGGGUCCUCCCUGUUGAUUUUUUCAACAAAUUUUUAAAAACAAAAUUUUUUUCAAAAUUAAAAUUCUUUUGUACGAUACGUUUUCUAUACUCCCACAACUACAUCAUUAUCCGGUUGCCCUUUAAACUCGCACAAUUUUCAAGUCUUUUUCGUAUAAAUUAUUGAAAUUCCUCCCAGUUGCGUAGCAAAAAUACGCGUGGGAUUUGGACAAAAUUUUUGUUAAAUUAUUCAUUAAUUUUUAAUUAUUUUUUGAUAUUUUGAUAAAAAGAGAUGAGCUGUUUUCUAAUUUUAGGUAUUUUUUCGAAAUUUGAAAAAAAACUACGGUAAAAAAUUGUAUGGAAAUUUGAAGGAAAGGCAAGAGGCAACAAGUAGGUGUAGUAAAUUAGUCUUUUAGCCAUAACUUUUGAAAAAAAACUUAGUUACAAUGUUUAAGCUGUGGCUAAUUAUUGUCCAUUAUGUUUACUAACUAAUAGGUGGAGAUAGUUUCCAAAAUCUCAAAAUGUUAAAAGUUACGGUGUUUUUACCGUGAUCCACUUUUUUCAACGGCCUAUGCUAUCCUACACUUUUUCGUCAAGCUUAUCAAGCCUACCCUAUCCUACCCUACCUUAUUCAUACUUUACUUUGCCUUACUUUGCCUUAUGCUUCCCUAUAUUACUCUACCUUACCCACUCUCCGUUUCCUUACUUUUCCUUGCUCUUUCCUAUAUUACUCUACCUUACUCUACCCUUCCUUACAUUACUCUACCCUACAUUAUCCUAGUUUUUUCAAUAUUAUUAACCAUUUUUUUAGGCAAGAAUAUACUAUUUUUGAUAAAAAAGAUACACUUUUUUGAAUGCCAACCUGUAGUUUCGACUAUUCCAGUUACGUAUAAAGUAUUCAGCAAAAACAAUUUGGUCGAUUAAAGGAGGUGUGAGACCCGUUGUGAACGUGGCAAAAGUUUGUUCCGGCGAAAAGGUUUAUUGUUUCCAUUCAAAACAAAUCCAUAUUGGAUUACAUUCCCAGGCCAAUAACCGGCUUUUUCCUAGUUUGCGUAGAAAAGUUUCAAAAUUGAAAAAAAUAUAUUAUUCUAGUAUGUAAAGCAGUGUAACAAAAUUUUAUAAAUAAAUUUAAAAUUUUAUGAAAAUUUGUUAUAUAGGAGUUUCACUGUACUAAAAAAAGGUUUCAAAGACCAGAAAGGUUAUACUAAAAUAUUUAUUAACUUCUUUGUUUUCAACUCGGAAGAAGCCCCUCUUUCGGAAGUUUAUCUGUUUAUCUGUUUCAAUUCUUUAUGUCUCUUUGAUAUUUAUCUUCCGGGUCAACUCAUAUUGCUUGAAAUUUAUAGUGUUUGUCAAAAAAAAAGUUCAAGUGGACUAAAAAUCAAUACAGUAACCAAAAUUUGAAGCUAAACUACUUUUUAGGUCUAAAAAUCAUUUCUUAGCCCAAAAUUCAUUUUUAAACCUAAAAAUUCAUUUUUAAGCUUUAACUUUUAGUUUUAAGCUUAAAAUACAUCCUUAGGUCUAAAUUUCCAUUUUUAGCCUAACCUUCAUUUUUAAGCCUAAAAAACAAUUUUUACAGAUUUGGACGAAAGUAA
Messenger RNA from Bursaphelenchus okinawaensis, 3037 nucleotides. The record is from the annotation of a GenBank genome assembly. Lineage: Eukaryota; Metazoa; Nematoda; Chromadorea; Rhabditida; Aphelenchoididae.